This is a messenger RNA of Chrysemys picta bellii (western painted turtle), 1771 nucleotides long. Lineage: Eukaryota; Metazoa; Chordata; Testudines; Emydidae. The record is from RefSeq and is a predicted model, not a curated record.
GUGGGGCUUAGUCCAGAGAGAGGAACGUCCAGCCGCUGGCUGUCCUGGUAUCCGGCGGGGCGGGACUGGAAUACGCAGGUGGGCAGGUGGCUCUGUUUCUAACCCCCUUCUCCUGCCGGGCUUUGCUGUCUCCCUCUCUGCAGUGAGCUUCGAGGGCUGCGCAGGAAGGAAGCGGACGGCGUACCUGUCGGAUGACACGCGCUUCAAAGUGCACACGGACGGCAUCGUCUCAGUCAAACGUCCCCUCCAGCUCCACGGGCACGAAAAGAGCUUUUUCAUCCAUGCCUGGGACUCUGCCAGCAAGAAGCACUCUGCCAAGGUUACCGUGAAGAGAGAGGGGCACGGGCACCGCCACCACCGGCACACGGACUCCCCUGCCAAUGCUCAGGCAGACAUACUCAUCUUCCCAGAGUCCCGCCCCAGCCGGAAGAGGCAGAAGAGGGACUGGGUCAUCCCUCCAAUCAACUGCCCUGAGAAUGAGAGGGGGCCCUUCCCCAAGCCGCUGGUUCAGAUCAAAUCCAACAGGGACAAAGAGAUCAAGGUUUUCUACAGCAUCACGGGGCAGGGCGCAGACACCCCCCCUGUGGGCGUCUUCAUCAUCGAAAGGGAGACGGGGUGGCUGCAGGUGACGAAGCCGCUGGACAGGGAGGACAUCAGCCACUACACGCUCUUUUCCCACGCUGUGUCUGCGAAUGGGCAGCCCGUGGAGGACCCCAUGGAGAUCAUCAUCACCGUGAGCGACCAGAACGACAACAAACCCCAGUUCACCCAGAGCGUCUUCACAGGCUCCAUAGAAGAAGGAGCCAAGCCAGGUACCUCUGUGAUGCAAGUGACAGCCACAGAUGCAGACGACAGUGUAAACACCUACAAUGGGGUCAUUACUUACUCCAUCCUGCAGCAGAUACCUGAACAACCCCACCGCGGGAUGUUCGCCAUCAACUCAGAGACUGGCGUCAUCAGUGUGCUUGGAACUGGGCUGGACAGAGAGACGACCCCCAACUACACGCUGAUUGUCCAGGCUGCCGACUUACAAGGCGAUGGUUUUACUACCUCAGCCACAGCAAUGAUUGAAGUCACCGACACCAACGAUAACGCUCCAGUGUUCGACCCCCUCAUGUACCAAGCCACGGUGCCCGAGAACGAAGCGGGGGUGCUGGUUGACAGGCUGCAUGUGACGGACAAGGACAAGCAGGGUUCUCCGGCCUGGCGGGCGAAGUACGAGAUCGUGAGAGGGAACGAAGGGGGCUUUUUCACCAUAACCACAGACCCCAACAACAACGACGGGCUCCUGAAAACUGCCCAGGGCCUGGAUUUUGAGGUGCAAAGGCAGUUCAUCCUCCACGUUGCUGCAACGAACGACAUUCCCUUCUCCGUGCCUCUCCCGACUUCCACAGCCACCGUCACUGUGAACGUUGAGGAUGUGAACGAAGCCCCAGUCUUUGAUCCGCCUAUCAAAAGCGUAGUGGUCUCAGAGGACUUGCCUGUGGGACAGCAAGUCACCUCCUACACGGCCCGGGACCCAGAUAAGAGCCAGACGCAGACAAUCAAGUACCGCAUGGGGAACGACCCUGCCGGGUGGCUGGCUAUUGACCCCGAAAAUGGCAUCAUCACGGCAAAACUCCCUCUGGACAGGGAGUCGAGCUUCGUAGUCAACAGCACCUACAAGGCCAUAGUCCUGGCUGUCGACUCCGGUAAAGACUCGCGGCUUCCUCUUGUUUCGGGCCCCUGUUCUCUGUGCGAGCAACUGCCUGUGUGAUGGGUUGUAAGGCAG